Ictalurus furcatus (blue catfish) is the source of this 4847-nucleotide messenger RNA. It is a transcript of the gene washc5, whose product is annotated as WASH complex subunit 5. Gene Ontology annotation, biological process: endosome organization; actin filament polymerization; regulation of actin nucleation. The transcript is spliced from 29 exons. The coding region runs from base 75 to 3557 and encodes 1160 amino acids. Gene Ontology annotation, cellular component: endosome; WASH complex. NCBI's taxonomy places the organism in Eukaryota, Metazoa, Chordata, Actinopteri, Siluriformes, Ictaluridae. The record is from RefSeq and is a predicted model, not a curated record.
CGGAUGAGAGGUGCUGGCAGUUUAUCAUCUCCAGUAUCAUACUGUUGAAUGAUUUCCCAGAGUCUGUUGCCACCAUGAUGGACUUCCUUGCCGAGAAUAACCUGUGCGGCCAGGCCAUCCUGAGGAUCGUGUCCCGGGGAAACGCCAUCAUCGCUGAGCUUCUGCGCCUCUCUGACUUCAUCCCCCCUGUGUUCAGGCUUCGAGACAAGAGCGACCAGCAGAAAUAUGGAGACAUCAUCUGUGACUUCAGCUACUUCAAGGGUCAGGAGUACUACGAGAGCAAGCUCGAAGCCAAGCCAGAACUUCAGGACCUGGACGAGGAGUUCCGGGAAAACAACACCGAAAUAUUGUCUCGCUUUUAUCUGGCCUUUGAAGGUGUCCAUAAAUACAUUGUGGACUUAAUAAGGUUCCUGGAUGACCUUAAUGAAGGUGUCUACAUUCAGCAGACUCUGGAAACAGUCCUGCUCAACGAAGAUGGAAAACAGCUUUUGUGUGAAGCUCUGUAUCUGUACGGCGUCAUGCUGUUGGUUAUAGAUCAGAAAAUAGAAGGCGAAGUCAGAGAGAGGAUGCUGGUGUCCUAUUAUAGAUACAGUGCUGCUCGAUCCUCAGCAGACUCAAACCUGGAUGAUAUCUGUAAACUCUUAAGAAGCACCGGCUACUCCAGUAACCCUGGGGCUAAACGGCCCCCUAACUACCCCGAAAGCUACUUCCAGCGAGUCCCCAUCAGCGCCACCUUCAUCAGCAUGGUUAUAGGCCGCCUGCGCUCUGAUGACAUCUACAACCAGGUUUCUGCGUAUCCACUGCCGGAGCACCGGAGCACUGCACUGGCCACCCAAGCAGCCAUGCUGUACGUCUGCCUGUACUUCUCUCCCUCCAUCUUACAAACACAGCAGGCCAAGAUGAGAGAGAUUGUGGACAAAUACUUCCCUGAUAACUGGGUGAUCAGUAUAUACAUGGGCAUCACUGUGAACUUAGUGGAGGCGUGGGAGCCUUAUAAAGCAGCCAAGACUGCACUGAACUACACCCUGGAUUCAGCAAACAUCAGAGAGCAGUCGUCUCGCUACGCCUCCAGCGUGGAGAGCCUCCGACCGCAGGUGCAGCAGCUGCUGAAGGAGGGCUUCCUGAGGGAGGAGAUCGUCCUGGACAACAUCCCCAAACUGCUGAACUGCCUGCGUGACUGCAACGUCGCCAUCCGCUGGCUCAUGCUGCACACUGCAGAGUCAGUGUAUGAUCCGAACAACAAGAGACAGCGUCAGAUCAAGGAUCAAGCGAUCACUGACUCCAAAUACAACCCCAAGAUCUUGUUUCAGCUGCUCCUGGACACGGCUCAGUUUGAGUUCAUACUCAAAGAAAUGUUCAAGCAGAUGUUGGCUGAAAAGCAGCUGAAAUGGGAGUGCUAUAAGAAAGAGGGAUCGGAAAGGAUGACCGAACUGGCCGAGGUGUUUUCUGGGGUCAAGCCUCUCACCCGGGUGGAGAAAAAUGAAAACCUGCAGGCGUGGUUCAGGGAGAUCUCUAAACAGAUCGAGUCUCUGAACUAUGAAGACUCCACAGCAGCAGGGAGGAAGACGGUGCAGCUCAUUCAGGCGCUAGUAGAAGUGCAAGAGUUCCACCAGCUGGAGUCUAACCUGCAGGUGUGUCAGUUCCUGGCCGACACACGCAAGUUCCUGCAUCAGAUGAUUCGCACGAUCAACAUUAAAGAGGAGGUGCUGAUCACCAUGCAGAUCGUGGGGGAUUUAUCCUACGCCUGGCAACUUAUAGAUAGUUUCACAUCCAUCAUGCAGGAAAGUAUCAGAGCCAGCCCGUCCAUGGUCACCAAACUUCGAGCAACGUUUCUGAAGUUGGCCUCAGCUCUGGAUCUUCCCCUAAUGCGCAUCAAUCAGGGCAACAGUCCUGAUCUGCUCAGCGUGUCGCAGUUCUACUCUGGAGAGCUGGUGGCCUACGUCAGAAAGGUUCUGCAGAUCAUUCCAGAAAGCAUGUUCACCUCACUGGCCAAAAUCAUCAAGCUGCAGAUCCAUGACAUCAUGGAGGUUCCUACCCGGCUGGAUAAGGACAAGCUGAAGGACUACGCCCAGCUCGGGGCACGCUACGAGGUUGCCAAACUCACCCAUGCCAUUUCCAUCUUCACUGAGGAAAUUCUGAUGAUGAAAACGACACUUGUUGGAAUCAUUAAGGUGGAUCCCAAGCAGCUGCUGGAGGACGGAAUAAGGAAAGAGCUUGUUAAACGAGUUGCUUUUUCUCUACACAAAGGCCUCAUCUUUAACCCUAAAGCUAAACCCAGUGAGCUCAUGCCCAAGCUGAAGGAAAUGGCUGCCACCAUGGACGGCUUCUAUCGCUCCUUCGAGUACAUCCAGGACUACGUCAGCAUCUAUGGCCUGAAGAUCUGGCAGGAGGAGGUUUCCCGCAUCAUCAACUACAACGUGGAGCAGGAGUGCAACAGCUUCCUCAGGACCAAGAUCCAAGACUGGCAGAGCAUCUACCAAUCGACACACAUUCCCAUUCCCAAAUACCAACCAGUGGACGAGUCGGCCACUUUCAUUGGCCGUCUUUGUAGGGAGAUCUUGAGGAUCACUGAUCCAAAAACAACUUGUUAUAUACACCAGAUGAACACCUGGUAUGACAUGAAGACGCACCAGGAAGUGACCAAUAACAGGCUGUUCUCAGAGAUCCAGGACACUCUGGGCACGUUCGGCCUGAACGGACUCGACCGUCUCCUGUGCUUUAUGAUCGUCAAGGAACUACAGACUUUCCUGACUGUACUUCAGAAAAUCAUCCUCAAGGACAAAGCUGUGGUUGACGUCUUUAAAGCUCUGCUAAAUGCUGUGAACCCUGUGAAAGGCAUUGUGGCCACAGCAAGCAAAGUGUACGCGAACGCUGUAGCCAAAACACAGAAGAUCUGGCCAGCAUAUCUGGAGUCCAUUAUGAAGGUGGGUCAGAUGCAAAUCCUGAGGCUACAGAUAGCAAAUGAGUUGAACUACUCGUGCAAGUUUGACUCCAAACAUCUUGCAGCAGCUCUGGAGAAUCUGAACAAAUCUCUGCUCGCUGAUAUUGAAGCUCACUACCAGGACCCGAGCCUGCCGUACCCUAAAGAGGACAACACCCUGCUUUACGAGUUCACUGCCUAUCUAGAGGCAGCUGGAAUACACAACCCACUGAGCAAAAUCUACAUCACUACCAAGCGCCUGCCGUAUUUCCCCACUGUCAACUUCCUCUUCCUCAUCGCACAACUUCCCAAACUCCAGUACACUAAAAACCAAGGAAUGACCUGCCGGAGAGCGGCCGAUUCGGUCGACUGGGUUCCUCUCGUCCUGGGUUUACUGACGCUGCUCAAACAGUUUCACUCCAGAUACACCGAGCAGUUCCUGGCUCUCAUUGGCCAGUUCAUCCGCUCCAUCAUGGAGCAGUGCACCAGUCAAAAGAUCCCUGACAUGCCAGCUGAUGUGGUCGGAGCGCUGAUGUUUUUGGAGGACUACGUGCGCUAUACAAAGCUAUCCAGCAAGGUGGUGGAAGCGCACGUCCCAAAUUUCAUUUUCGAUGAAUUUAGAACCGUGUUGCAGUGACCCUUUUUGUCCACACGAGCACAUUUUGCCAACGACCCCAUUUUUGCCUUUUUCCUAAACAACUAACAAUUAGUUAGUUAUUAAACGUGUAAUUACCGUGUAACAUUUUCAUCUGUCAUUGUUUCUUUAUUUUCUUGUUCCAAUGCAGCUAUACUGAAUGUAGAGAUAAUUGUAAUAAGAAGUUGUAAAUAAAUGUUUCGCUGAAGACAUUUUGCAUGUGCACAUUACGAUUACUGUACAUAAUAGUCUAGAGCAGGGGUUCGAAUACUUUUUGUAGCCAGAGAUCCCUUUGAAUCCAACUAUUCAAAUAUUAGGCAAAUUAUUUAAUCGAUUACAGUAAUCAGUCCGUACAGGAUUUCGUGGAGGUUUUUUUUUUUUUUUUUUACGUGAUUGUCGCAGCUAAAAAUGCUUGAUUUUGUGGCGGCUUUUUUCAAAAUUUGCGAAUUUUUUUUGUUCUUUUUUUUUUUUGGUGAAAAACUACUUGAAUUAGAGAAAUUGCAACUGCACAAAAUAAUUUUGCACAAUCUUUUGCAGUGAUGUUUGUUGAUAAACGAGACCUUUUAGCUGUACUCAUGUUCGAUGCACGUGAAUCGAAGACGGCUCUGGCUGGAUGUGCGUUGUGAUGACGUCACAUGACACGUCUUGGCCCAAAUCUGCGGGAAACAAUUUUGCUCGAUUUUCGCAUUAAUUUCUGCAAUUGCAAAAUGGUGAACUCAUGGAGGGACUGAAUCAGGGGUGGCACCUUUACUCCAGAAGUACAUCUGUCAUUUGUCUAUAAAAACAUACAGACCUAACUGUCUAUUUUGCUAGUAGCACUAUACUGAGCCAGUCUCAUUAUAAUACAAUAACAGGGCACAACACACCUUUUAAUGAACAUCAGAGUAGUUUAUUUCAACCCCACAUGAUUAAUUUAGUAUUUUACUCCUCAGGCAGCUAAUAACAGCAAAAAUUUCAGCAAAAAAAAUUUGUUCACAGAUUUAGAUAGCACUAAUUCUGAAAUAUGUUUUCAAAAAUCAGACAUGUUCACAUUCUGCAAUAGACUGUUUGUCACUGUAGAAACUGUCUGUUUAGCUAAACAUUUAGACUUUUUCCAGAAAGUCUUUCUUACUUUAUUUGAAGAAUGUGAUUUGAGGAACGUCCCUGUAAUCGAUUUAGAAUACAGAAUACGUGCAUAUGUCGCUUAAAAUAUUGAAACGUUAGCGAUAAUGAUUCAGCACACAGUUAUUAAGCACCAGUGAGCACCAAUGCGCGGUUUACCAUUUAAUUUCUCAUAGGAGAUCUCCUUCAGGA